Messenger RNA from Bombus pascuorum, 8619 nucleotides. Its product is annotated as putative aminopeptidase-2. The transcript is spliced from 32 exons. NCBI's taxonomy places the organism in Eukaryota, Metazoa, Arthropoda, Insecta, Hymenoptera, Apidae. Bases 335 to 8434 code for a protein of 2699 amino acids. Gene Ontology annotation, molecular function: zinc ion binding; peptide binding; metalloaminopeptidase activity. Gene Ontology annotation, biological process: proteolysis; peptide catabolic process. Gene Ontology annotation, cellular component: cytoplasm. The record is from RefSeq and is a predicted model, not a curated record.
AGUUGAUAACGCAAGAGAGAAUAGAAUGCAAAAUAGCAUAGAGCCGAAAGAUUUGUAGAAAUAUCACGCUUCCUCUCGAAUGUCGUAUAUUGAUAGAAGCAACGUGUCGCGCAUCGCGUCUGGUUGUAAACUGUUCUUUCUGUUUCGUUAUAGCACCAAGUGACUUUCACUUUUCGAAACGGCCACUUCUCCUAUUGUCAUUGAUAGUCUCUCCACGGGAAGAAUAUGACUAUGAAGAUUUACCUGUGUAAACGUUAGACAAAAGUAAAACAUACAAAUUCGCCGGGAAACAAUAUAAUUGUUUAAUAAGAAGAGAGGAUAUUGUCACGUCAUCAUGAAUUUAUUCCGAGACCAAUUUUCGAUCGUAGUCUUUCUCCUACUCCUUGCUAGAUAUCAAGCAACAAACAACGUUGAUAAAGCAGCAUAUGCACAAGAUGAUACAAAGGAACCUACCGUUCUUGACUAUCGACUGCCGAAAACGAUCAUACCUACGAACUACGAAAUUAUACUUAUUCCGAAAUUAGAAGAUAAUUUUGAAUUCAAGGGAAUUGUACAUAUUAGUGCAUAUUUACAAAAGUCUACGGACACUAUAAUACUUCACCAUGGACGAAUGCAGAUAAAUUUGGUGACCGUUACGGUUGAUUUCGAGAAGGAAGAAAUUACGAAAACCGCGUAUAAUAAUCAAACGGAAAAAUACGAAAUUAAACUAAGCAAAGUCCUUAGUGCAGAAACAAACAUUACGAUCAAUUUUGAAUAUGUCGGUGAACUUAGGGACGACAUGAUUGGAUUUUACAAAAGCUCCUAUGUCGAUUCUAAUGGAAAAAUUAGGUGGCUCGCUUCCACACAAUUCCAAACAACGCAUGCAAGACAUGCUUUUCCCUGCUUCGACGAACCAAGCUUCAAGGCAACAUAUAUAGUCAGAAUUUUGAGGCCUGCACAGUAUUCUUGCUUGAGCAACAUGCCGCUAAACAGAAGCAUAGCAGCAAAUGAAACAUUUUGGGACGAAUUCAAGCAAAGCAUCCCUAUGUCGACCUAUUUGGUAGCUUUCGUUAUUUCGGACUUCACCCCCGUAAAAGUAAACAAUUUUAAAGUUUGGGCUAAACCAAACGCCGCUGAUCAAACUAAAUACGCUUUGAAGAUUGGUAUGCGGGGUCUUGAGUAUCUCUCGAAGCGAUUCAAGCAAAAUUAUCAAAUUUCAAAAAUGGACAUGGUGGCUGUACCCGAUUUUUCAGCCGGUGCAAUGGAAAAUUGGGGUCUUAUUACUUAUCGUGAAUCCAAACUGUUAUAUGAUGAAAACUCGACAUCUGAUGUCGCGAAACAAAGCAUCGCCUCUGUGAUUAUUCACGAAUUAACGCACAUGUGGUUUGGAAAUAUGAUUACACCGGAAUGGUGGAGCUACCUGUGGUUGAGCGAAGCGUUUGCAAGAUACUUUCAAUACUUUGGCACAGCACAGAUCGAGAAAUCAUGGAACAUGGAAGAUCAGUUCCUCGUGGAACAACAUCAAACAGCUCUUGCAGCUGAUGCUAUCGAGUCUUCUCAACCAAUGACGCGGAACGUCACAAAUUCAUCGCAAAUUAGCGGAGUGGGAGACACUAUUACUUACAAUAAAGGAGCCAGUAUCCUACGAAUGAUGAAUCUCGUUUUCGGAUCCGAUGUAUUUGAUGCUACGCUACAAAAUUACCUGAACAAUAAUGCAGAAAAAAAAGUGGCGAGACCACAAAAUCUCUGGUCGGAACUUCAAGCUGAAAUCAAUCGUAAGAACAUACAACUUGGCACUUCUGUCGAAGAAAUUAUGUCCACGUGGACAGAACAAGCCGGAUUUCCGGUACUAAAGGUCUUCAUUGAAAAUGGUCAGGCUACUUUGCAGCAAGAACGUUUCCUGUUGAGGAAUAUGAAAUCCACACCUAUCAACGUGAAAUGGUGGAUACCCAUUACGUGGACUACUCAAGAAAAAAUGAAUUUCAAUCAAGUAAAUGUGAUGUAUUGGUUGACACAUGAACGCGAAACAAUUAAACUUAAUAAAUCUUCAGGAUGGGUGAUAUUCAAUGUUCAAUCAGCUGGUUUCUAUCGCGUAAAUUAUGACAAUGCUUCCUGGUAUCGCAUUAUCGAUGUUUUAAAUAGUAAAAACUAUCAGGACAUACAUGUCCUUAACAGAGCCGCUCUGGUUGACGAUUUGUUGAAUUUAGCAAGAGCUGGUUUGCUUGAUUACCGAACUACUUUGGAUGGUUUGCAAUAUAUUACACGAGAAAGGAAUUACUUGCCAUUCAAGGCUGCAUUCUCUGGGAUCACGUAUCUUGAUCAACGAUUAUCUGGAGAUAAUGAAUAUUAUAAACAUUUCAAGGAAUUUGUUCUCGUCCUCAUCAAAGAUGUAUACAAAGAUAUUGGGUAUGUGGACCGUCCAAGUGACGAUAGAUUAACAGUAUUAUUGAGAGGUGAAUUGAACAAGUGGGCUUGCAACUAUGGUCACAAAACCUGCGUGCAGACAUUCACUAGAAUGUUCCAACAAUGGAAAAAAUAUAACAUAACGAUUAAACCCAACCAGCGACCUGUCGCAUAUUGCAUGGGCGUGAAAUAUGGAACGAAAGAAGACUGGGAAUUCUUAUGGAAUAAAUAUAAUAAUUCAAACUCCGCAACUGAACAAAUGGUUAUACUAGAGGCACUCGGUUGUACCGAGGACGCUGUUCUCUUAGAGAAAUACCUGUUAUACGCGCUAAAGAAUUUUGAAGAAAGUAGAAUUCGAAUGCAAGACAAUUCUGCCGUAUUCUCCGCAGUUCACAGUUCCAGUAUUUUUGGCGCAGAGUUUGUGCUGAAUUUCGUCUCGAAACAUUCCACUGAAAUGAUCAAAUUUUAUAACGGAACAAAGACAAUUUCAAGUAUCUUGUCAUCAGCCUCGAAACGUUUCUCCACUCAAGAAUUAGUGGAUAAAUUUGAAAAUAUGAUCAAGCAACACCAAGUUGAAUUCGAGAAUAUCUUAGAUUCGUUGAACAAUUCAUUAGAACUAACAAAAUACGAAUUGUCGUGGUUGAAAAAGUACACUAGACCAAUUAUGUCAUGGAUAAUUGAUUUCAAUGACAAGCACCGCGAAGAUACGGAUUAUUAUCGUCUACCCACGAGCAUUACUCCUAACUCUUAUUCCAUCUGGAUAACCACUGAUUUAAGCGAACUCGACAAUUUUACAUUCAAAGGAUCAGUGAAGAUUAAAGCAACCGUUACGAACAAAACGAAGAAUAUCACUUUACAUUCGGCAGGCUUAAUCCAUGAAAAGAUGUCCGUGGUCGUAGACAGUCAGAAUGUGACUAUUGUAAAACCUGUUGUUUACGAAAAGUAUGAUUUCCUAGUACUCGAGUUGGAAAAAGAAUUGCAAGUUGGACAAAAAUUAGUUAUUACGAUAGAUUAUAAGGGAUAUUUAAAUGAGAAAGAGAUGCGUGGAUUUUAUAGAAGUUCGUACAUUAAUGAAGAUGGUCAAACAAGAUGGUUAGCUGCCACGCACAUGGAACCAGUUGGAGCUCGAAAGAUGUUUCCUUGUUUCGAUGAACCAGCAAUGAAGGCAAACUUCACAAUGAAUGUCCUGAUACCACAGAACUACACCGCUAUUAGCAAUAUGCCAGUGGAAUAUACGCAUCAAAAUCAGAACACAACGAAGACAAUUAUUUUUAAAGAAACUCCCAAAAUGUCGACGUACUUAGUGGCUUUGAUAAUUUCUGACUUUGUUUCGGUGAAAGACGCCAGGGAAAUUUAUGGAGUAUGGGCAAGACGAAACGCAAUCGAAGAUGGAAAAUAUGCUCUAUCUGUUAUGAACCCUCUCGUUAAUUUCUACGAGACAGCAGUGAAUAUCUCAUACCUGUUGCCUAAACUCGACAUGGUUGCGUUACCUGAUUUUGUGUCAGGUGCAAUGGAAAAUUGGGGUCUAUUGACAUAUAAAGAAAGAAACAUACUAUAUGAUCAUGAUUCAUCGACCACAGCAUCAAAACAGAGUAUAGUAAACGUGAUAUCACACGAAAUCUCUCAUCAGUGGUUUGGAAACCUUGUCAGUCCAAAAUGGUGGAAAUAUUUAUGGCUGAAUGAAGGCUUUGCAAGGUAUUUCCAGUAUUUUGGAACUGAACAUGUGAAACUUAAAUGGUCUUUGGAGGCUCAGUUUGUUGUGGAACAGCUUCAUUCAGCUUUUGAAACAGAUAGUUCAAUAUCCACUCAUGCUAUGACUCAUGAUGUCUGGAAUCCAACACAAAUUAGAGGAAUAUUCGAUUCGAUAUCUUAUGCAAAAGCUGCUAGCGUGAUAAGAAUGAUAGAAAAAGUAUUGGGUCGUCGUUCAUUUUAUGGAGCUCUUGCGAGUUACUUAAAGAAACGACAAUAUGAUGUAGCUACGCCAGAAGACCUUAUUGAUGCAAUUAGCGAAAAAGUCGAAGAUCAGAAAAUAAAAGAUUCAAUUCCCGAUAUUAUGAACAGCUGGACUACUCAGCCUGGUUAUCCUGUAGUUCAUGCUAACAUAGAUAAUAAUCGUUUAACGCUGAGACAACAGAGAUUCUUUUUGAAUCCAGAAGAAUCGUCAACUGAUCGUAUUUGGUAUAUUCCUAUCAGUUGGACGAAUCUUAACGAUUCGGACUUUCAAGACACAAAACCAAAAUACUGGUUCAAGAGUGUUCAAGAAAGCAUUAUAUUACCAAGUAGUGAUUUCUACUUGCUAAACGUUCAACAAUCAGGUUAUUAUCGGGUAAACUAUGCACCUGAUAACUGGAGCGACAUAAUCAAGUUUUUGAAAAGUGAUCGAUUUAAUAUAAUACACGAAAUUAAUCGUGCAGCACUUAUCGAUGAUUUGUUAAAUCUUGGCAGAGCUGGAUAUGUUGAUUACCCUACUGUUUUAAGUGCAACACAAUAUUUAAGCAAGGAAACCAACUACAUUCCAUGGCGUGCAUUUUUCAACGGCUUGACUUAUUUGCAUAAACAAUUUGAAGGAAAGGAAAGUUACAAAGCGUUUGUGCGAUAUCUAAGCUCGCUCUUAACACCGGUAUAUGAUAAACUUGGAUUUGAGGAUAAGGAAAAUGAUGACCACGUCACCUUGUUGUUCAGAUCACACAUUCGCAAGUGGGCAUGUAAAGUAAACAUAGCAAACUGCAAAUCUCGAGCUUUAUCUUAUUUUAAUGCUUGGGCCAACAAUGAAAUAACAAUGGCAAGCUUUCCACCCAAUAUUCGUAGUGUAUCGUAUUGCACGGCUGCUGAACAGAAUGAUCCUGAAUCCUGGAAUCGUUUGUGGGGACUUUAUUCAGAUACGACAUUUCCUGAACAAAAGUUAAUAAUUCUCCAAUCUUUAGCCUGUGCUACUAAAGACGAAUUUCUUGACCAGUUACUUCACACAGUACUCUCAAAUAAGCAGGUACGAUUUGAAGAUAGUUCAAGCGUUUUCACUUCCGUUAUUAAUUCGGGGCCGAAGGGAGUCGAAUUCGUAAUAAAUUUCAUUGAAAAAAAUUACGAAAAAAUGAUCAGCUACUUCGAGCAAAUUUCCAGCGUCAACAGUAUCGUAAACGCGAUUGGGAAAAAAGUAUUCACAAACAAAAUUUAUGCAAAGUAUGUCGAGUUACUCAAUUUCUUAAACAAGAAACAGCCAAUGGAAAACUUCAAGGCUUUCUCGGAUUACGCAAAACACGAAUUAAAAUGGGGUCAAGAGAAUAUCCCAGGGAUAUUCCAGUGGAUCGAGGAACAAUAUCCAUCGAUGAAUUAUCGUUUACCAAAAUCAUUUUCUCCAUUAAGAUACAAUAUUACAUUGUCUCCAUAUUUUGCCGAAAACAAUUUUAUAUUUACUGGCAGAGUACAAAUAGAAAUGAAACGUAACGUAGAUUAUAUAUCCCAUAUAGUCCUUCAUUCCAGCAAACUUGAAAUCACAGGGCUCUCACUGCAACCGAAAAACUCUACUUUAAACAAUGAAAACAGCGUAAGCGGUCUGCAACAAAAUAAUGAUACUGAGACGCUCACAAUAUUCAUGAAGAGAUUCAUUCAAGCUAACGAACUUGUCCUUGAUAUCAUAUUUACUGGUAAAUUGAACGAUGAUAUGAUAGGAUUUUAUCGAAGUUACUAUAUCACCGAUGAAGGAAACAUUCGUUGGUUGGCUGCGACUCAGUUUGAAGCAACUUAUGCGAGACAGGCUUUCCCUUGCUUCGAUGAACCAGCUUUCAAAGCAAAGUUUGUAAUAAACAUGGAAAGACCUAAGGAUUAUAAGGUGCUGAGUAAUAUGCCUAGAGAUUCGCUAAUUCCACUGAUUACAUCCAAUCGUGUUGUAGAAACUUUUAAAGAAACAGUCAGUAUGUCAACAUACCUGGUGGCAUUUGUAGUCAGCGACUUUGAUCCUACAAUAAAUACAUAUUUAGGAGUAAACAUAUGGGGUAGACCCAAUAUUGCUCAGAAAGGCUAUUUAGCCGAAAUCGCAGCAAGGAGAAUCCUUGAUUAUCUUCAGAUGGAAACAAACCAUGAAUAUACAUUGCCAAAAUUGGAUUUAGUCGGAAUUCCAGAUUUCUCAAUGGGUGCUAUGGAAAAUUGGGGCCUUGCUACGUUCAGAGAGUACGGACUCUUUUAUGACAAGAAAGUAACAUCAGCUAAACAGAGGAUCUAUAUAAUAACUAUAAUUGCUCACGAGAUCGCGCACAUGAUGUAUGGAAAUCUGGUCACCUGCGAUUGGUGGGAAUACUUAUGGUUGAACGAGGGUUUCGCCGAAUAUAUGCAAUGGCGUCUUGCUGAAAUGUUCGAAUCAGACUUUGGUUACAACGACUUAUUUGUGGUUGAAGAACUACAGCCAGCGAUGGAAGAAGAUGCCUUGCUGACAACGCAUCCCAUGAGUAAUGCAGUUACUACACCUGACGAAAUCGAAAAAACUUUUGACGGCAUUACUUAUGGAAAAUCGGCUAGUGUCAUACGAAUGAUACAAAAAUCACUGAAACCAGAAACCUUCAAAGAAGCUAUGUACCUGUAUUUGGACCGACAUAAAUACCGUACUGCAACUCCAAACGAUCUUUGGAAAGCUUUCGAUGAUGCGAUGAUGAAAACAAAUGAUUUACACUGCUGGUUGAAUAUGUCAAAUUUCAUGUCUGGUUGGACUAAUACAAAGGGAUAUCCGGUUGUCUCUGCGAAGUCAGAAGAACAUGCUAUAAUAUUGUCUCAGAAAAAUUUCAUUACAUCAGAAACUUUCGAGGAAUUCUGGAUACCCAUUACGAUGACAACUGCUUCUGAACUGAAUUUUUCGGUUACUACGACUGAUACUUGGCUACAAGGAUUUUCAAUAACUAUUCCAUACAAUUCUCAGGAAGAAUGGUUUAUUUUGAAUAUUCAGCAGAGUGGUUACUAUCGAGUGAAUUAUGAUACUAAAUCAUGGAAUCGUCUGAUCAACGCCCUAAAGAACGCUAAUCAUACACUAAUACAUGUGACCAAUCGAGCUCAAAUUAUCGAUGAUCUCUUGAAUCUGGCACGAGCUGAUUGGAUCACCUAUGGCCUCGCGUUGAAUGGGACAACCUAUCUGGUAAAAGAACAAGAUUACAUACCUUGGAACGCAUUUUUCACUGGAAUGAAUUUCCUUCUGAAACGAUAUCAAGGAAAUUAUGGAGAAGAUAUGCUGAAAAAGUACAUUAGACUAUUGGCAGCUGACCGAUUUGAAAAGAUCGACUUCGAAGACAAUAAUGACGAACAAUUCCACAUGGAUGAAUUGACCAAAGAUUUGAUGCUAUCCUGGAUGUGCAAACUGAAUCAUACAGAGUGUGUGGAUAAGUCUAUCGACCUAUUCGCCAAGUGGCGCGGAAAUGAUACAUAUACAAUUUCACCAAAUGCCAGGACAGCUGUUUAUUGUACAGCCAUAAGAAGUGGAUCUCUAGCAGAGUGGGAAUUCCUAUGGGAUCAAUAUUUGAAGACAAACUUUGCUUCGGAGAAGAAAAUCAUAUUAGAGGCUCUAGGUUGCUCCAUGGACAAAGAAGUAUUGAACUCCUAUAUUGAACAUGCAUUGACGUAUAACUACACCGCUAAUAUUCGAAAGCAAGAUGUUAGCACCGUAUUUGCUUCUGUCUACAAGUCUGGAAAAUUUGGAGUGGAUGUGAUGUUAGACUACCUAGUUAAUAAUUAUGAAAAUAUAUAUAAUUUUUACGAGGACUGGGAUGGUGUAGAAGAAUUAAUUUCUAAACUGGCAUCUCAUAUUUCAGUGGAGGAUCAAAUUACAAAGCUGAACGAGUUAAGUAUCAAAGUGGGCAACAUCACAAACAUAGUAGUAAGCAUCAAAGCUGCGAAUACAUCUGCUUCGAGCAACCUACAAUGGUAUCGAAAUCAUUCCAGUGUGAUUAAUGAUUGGUUGCGAGAAAUGAUUCGUGUUAUGCAAGAUAAAAACCCAGCUCCUACAGUUGUUGCGAAUAACUUAAGUAUAAUUUCUAUGACAGUAUUUUCAUUAAUUGCUUACAUAAUGAGUCAAUAGAUAUUACAUACAUAUGUGUAUAUUAAUAAAGGUAUAUAUCAUACGUUCUUCGAAUGCACAUUAAUAUAUAUGCAUAUUAAACAAUUUGUAAACUAUGUUUUAAAUAUAUUGUGAAAUUUAAACAAUUAGUAUUAAUGGUAUUAUUUUAAAAUAAAGUUAUGUACAUUAUUUUAAGAAUAUAACAA